AUGAACACCAAGCCUAACGUGAUUCGAAAGUGUUUGUGCCUUGUGGGUCUAUUCAUCACCGGCACCCUCUCUGUGGACUGUAACUCACUGCAUGUUCACCUGCGUAGAGUCAUCUGGAAAAAUCUGAGACUUCUGAGCACUGUGAGCAAUUCAUUUCCUGUGGCGUGUCUAAGAGAAAACAAAGCUUUUGAGUUGCCCCAAGAUAUCCUGUCAUAUACCCUGCCUCUGAAAAGAGGCAUCAAAGAAGCCUUUUAUGAAAUGUCCAUGUUGGCCUUCAACAUCUUCACUCCAUCUACCUUCCAACCAAUUUGGAAAGAGAAACACCUGAAACAAAUCCAAAUCGGACUUGACCGGCAAUUGCAGUAUCUGGAACAAUGCUUGGAGGAAGAGAAGGAAAAUGAAGACAAGAAAGAGGUGGGAGAGGAUGGGAUGAAAUGCCUAGGACCUAUGGUCCUCCAGCUGAACCACCUAGAACUGAGGAGAUAUUUCCACAGGAUAGGCAGUUUUCUGAAAGACAAGAAAUACAGUCCCUGUGCCUGGGAGAUCGUCCGAGUGGAAAUCAGAAGAUGUUUCUACUACUUUCAGAAAUUUACAGCACUCCUCAGGAGGAAAUAAGAAUCAUCUAUCUACUUUCAAGCAAGAACAUUGAAACUGAGGCUACACAAAUUCACAAAAGAGGGUGAAAUGUACCUGGUUCAGCCCCUGGAAGACACCUCCUGCUAUUUGUUUUAACAGUGUGCUACUCUAUUGUUUAGAUUCAAGAUUCAUCCAAGUGCAGGACUCGAAAUUCAUAGCCAAACAGAGGAAGUCUUAUGAUAAAAUGGAGGCAACCUUCAGUCAAAAAGUUAGAAGAAAUGAUUAAAGGAUGAGAACAAGU
This is a messenger RNA of Artibeus jamaicensis (Jamaican fruit-eating bat), 877 nucleotides long. It is a transcript of the gene IFNK, whose product is annotated as interferon kappa. The transcript is spliced from 2 exons. The coding region runs from base 1 to 615 and encodes 204 amino acids. Gene Ontology annotation, cellular component: extracellular region. The record is from RefSeq and is a predicted model, not a curated record. Gene Ontology annotation, biological process: defense response; B cell proliferation; humoral immune response. Gene Ontology annotation, molecular function: cytokine activity; type I interferon receptor binding. NCBI's taxonomy places the organism in Eukaryota, Metazoa, Chordata, Mammalia, Chiroptera, Phyllostomidae.